AUGAGGGAGCCGGCGAACGACAACAAUGCGCCGUCGCAGUCUCUGCUCGAGAGGCUCAAGGAUUACGGCCAAGAAGACGCUUUUGCCCUCUGGGAGGAGCUAUCCCCUGAUGAACGAGACCUCCUCGUCAAGGACAUCGAGAGCUUAGAUCUCUCAAGAAUUGAUCGGAUAAUUCGAUGCUCAUUUCACUCGCAAGGUUUACCGGCAGCAUCGAUAGAGCCUGUCCCAGAGAGCAGUGUUUCAACAGUAGAAAAGCGGACGAUGGAAGAAAGGGAAAGGUGGUGGAAAAUGGGAAUAAAGGCCAUCUCAGAAGGAAAGUUGGGUGUCAUACUUUUAUCCGGUGGACAGGGAACUCGUCUUGGGAGUGCAGACCCUAAAGGCUGUUUUAACAUAGGGCUUCCAUCUGGAAAAUCACUUUUCCAACUUCAAGCUGAGCGAAUUCUGUGCCUUCAACGAUUGGCAGCUCAAUCUGUGAACGAGACUUCUUCUGGUACCACACCUAUUCAUUGGUACAUAAUGACUAGUCCAUUUACUGAUGAACCCACACGAAAAUACUUCGAAAGCCACAAAUAUUUUGGCCUUGAAGCAGAUCAAGUCACCUUUUUCCAACAGGGCACUAUACCUUGUGUGUCAAGAGAUGGUAGAUUUAUAAUGGAAACUCCAUACAGGGUGGCAAAGUCUCCUGAUGGAAAUGGUGGAGUUUACUCAGCAUUGAAAACAUCAAGGUUAUUGGAAGAUAUGGCUAUGAGAGGCAUAAAAUACUUGGACUGCUAUGGAGUUGACAAUGCUUUAGUACGAGUUGGCGAUCCAACUUUUCUCGGUUAUUUCAUUGAUAAGGGCGUGGCGGCAGCUGCUAAAGUUGUCCGAAAGGGAUACCCACAAGAGAAAGUUGGUGUUUUUGUUCAACGAGGUAAAGGUGGACCGAUCUCUGUGGUUGAGUACAGUGAAUUGGACACAUCACUAGCAAGUGCAAUCAAUCAGACAACUGGCCGACUUCGCUUUUGUUGGAGUAAUGUUUGCCUGCACAUGUUCACUUUAGAUUUUCUGAACCAAGUAGCAAAUGGCCUUGAGAAAGACAGCAUUUACCAUCUUGCAGAAAAGAAUAUUCCUUCAAUCCAUGGACACACUGUAGGAUUCAAAUUAGAGCAAUUCAUAUUCGAUGCAUUUCCUUAUGCGCCUUCCACUGCACUCUAUGAGGUUUUGCGCGAAGAAGAAUUCGCACCCGUGAAAAAUGCAAACGGAUCAAAUUUCGACACUCCAGACAGCGCUCGUCUGCUUGUCCUCCGCUUGCAUGCUCGUUGGGUGGUUGCUGCCGGAGGCUUCUUGACUCACUCUGUGCCUCUAUAUGCUACCGGUGUGGAAGUUUCGCCUCUUUGCUCGUAUUCUGGAGAGAACUUGGAGGCCAUCUGCCGUGGACGAACAUUUCAUGCUCCCUGUGAAAUUGCGUUUUAG
Striga hermonthica is the source of this 1452-nucleotide messenger RNA. The record is from the annotation of a GenBank genome assembly. NCBI's taxonomy places the organism in Eukaryota, Viridiplantae, Streptophyta, Magnoliopsida, Lamiales, Orobanchaceae.